UGAGAUUUUCUCUGUUUUUCUUAUUUAAUUUUAGAGGGAAGAAGCAGUAUGAACCACCUAGGUACAUGACAAUAAAGACUGCCAUUGAGCAGCUCCUAGAAGUUGUGCAAGCAAAAGUAGAAUCUGUCUGCAAUGAAGACACGGAGUGUGUUGGUUUUGCUAGAAUUGGAAGUGAAGAUCAGAUCAUUGUGGCUGGUACAAUGAAGCAACUUCAAUUGCAUGUUUUUUUCCUAUCAAAUAGUACUGUAGGAGUGUGCAACUACUCAAAUUUUGACGUGUUAUUAUGUAAAAAAUUAAACUCUUCAAUAUUUUGUGCUGAAAGUAGUAACUUUUCAAUAUGUUGAAUAUUUUAGACUACUUGAAUACUUAAAGAACAUUUUGUUGUUGAUGACAAUGUUGAAUGUUUUAAACUAAUUUGUGGAUUGUUAAUACAAUGUUGAAUGCUUUUUACUUUUUGUUA
This is a messenger RNA of Humulus lupulus (European hop), 460 nucleotides long. Its product is annotated as probable diphthine methyl ester synthase. Gene Ontology annotation, biological process: protein histidyl modification to diphthamide. Gene Ontology annotation, molecular function: diphthine synthase activity. The record is from RefSeq and is a predicted model, not a curated record. The transcript has 2 exons. Bases 66 to 344 code for a protein of 92 amino acids. Lineage: Eukaryota; Viridiplantae; Streptophyta; Magnoliopsida; Rosales; Cannabaceae.